UCGAGACGCGCCAUCGCUCAAAAAUGUUUCUUGCCCCCUUUGAAGGAUUGGGACGCCGCCGCAUCAAAGAACUGUGAAAGUUCGAGGAUCCUCGAGACGAAUAGCGUGACGCAGGAGAGUCUCUUGAAAUGUUCUGUCAUGUGCCCGAAGGAAAGAAUCGCCGCGGACGAAAUGUCGCCGCCGUUCCAAAAGAGUGAAACGCUCGAGAAAAUGUCGAAUUUCGGCUCGUCUCUCGUUUUACGUACGUCCCGCGAGGACCAGUAUUUAGAGGCGAUGCAACAGCGUCAUUUGCAGGAAAAAGAAUUGGCGGAUCGUCUUAUGCGUCAAGCAUUAAAUGAUCGAGACUGCUUCGUAUAAGAAAAAAAAAACAGGGCGGCGUAAAUGUCUUUCCAAAUAUAAUUUUUUAAUGUUCACUUUCGUGACUGAUACUAUUCUAUCUGACCAUCUAUUUUUAUAAUUAUUUAUCGAUGUUUUGCUUUUCGUCACA
This is a messenger RNA of Wasmannia auropunctata (little fire ant), 487 nucleotides long. RefSeq lists its product as uncharacterized. Lineage: Eukaryota; Metazoa; Arthropoda; Insecta; Hymenoptera; Formicidae. The annotation marks the transcript as partial. The record is from RefSeq and is a predicted model, not a curated record. The transcript has 2 exons.